Molecule: messenger RNA, 1353 nt
Organism: Corylus avellana
Lineage: Eukaryota; Viridiplantae; Streptophyta; Magnoliopsida; Fagales; Betulaceae
Product: calcineurin B-like protein 10
Biological process (GO): calcium-mediated signaling
Molecular function (GO): calcium ion binding; kinase binding
Source: RefSeq, a predicted model, not a curated record
CUCUCUCUCUCUCUCUCUCUCUCUCUCUCUCUCUCUCUCUCUCUGUGUUGCGCGUUUCCAUUGAAGAGAGACUCAAAGGAUUGGUUUCCUAGUUGAAAGCUCGAGACAUAUACACAACAGGGAACUUCUCGUCUCCUAUAGGAAUGGAUUCCUCUCGCAGUUCUCUGGUACUCUCUCUCAUCGAAACGGAUUCCUCUCGCAGUUGUCUGAAAGUAUGGUCACAGAUGAUAUGCCGCCCGGUAUGUGCCGUGGUAGGACCAUUCAUGGGCUUUAUUGAAGCCCUAAUACUCAGCAUAGCUCAAUGCUUUGGUCACGGACGUCCACGCAACUGCUUUUAUUACUCAUUUGAUGACGUCGUCCGUCUCGCUAGCACAACUCCAUUUACUGUCAAUGAAAUCGAGGCAUUGCGCGAGUUGUAUAAAAAGUUGAGUAGUCUUAUGAUUGACGAUGGUCUCAUACACAAGGAAGAACUCCAAUUGGCAAUAUUCACAACUCCAGGGGGCAAGAAUCUUUUUCUGGACAGAGUAUUUGAUCUUUUUGAUGAAAAGAAAGAUGGGGUCAUUGAAUUUGAGGAGUUUGUUCGUGCACUUAGUGUUUUCCAUCCACGUGCUCCUGUGGAGGACAAAACUGAUUUUGCAUUUAGGUUGUAUGAUUUGAGACAGACUGGAUAUAUCGAAAAGGAAGAAGUUAGACAAAUGGUAGUUGCCAUUCUUUCUGAAUCUGGUAUACAGAUGUCAAAUGAAAAUCUUGAAGCUAUGAUUGAUAAGACAUUCGUUGAUGCUGAUACUGAUCUGGAUGGCAAGAUUAGCAAAGAAGACUGGAAGGCUUUUGUUGUUCGGCACCCGACACUUCUGAAGAACAUGACACUUAAUUAUUUAAAGGACAUCACGGCCAUGUUUCCAAGUUUUAUUUACAACACUGAAGUUGAUGACUGAGCAUUUUGGCAACACUGAAGUGAGGCUAAAUGUUGAAAAUGAAUAGAAAAGCUCUGCUGCAUCAGGGAGCGUUUUAAUAUUCCAGAAUGAGUUGGGACUGUCUUGGCGAAUGCCGCCUCAAGGGUUGCUCACUACCCAUUGACACAUACAUGAGGCUGCCCAAACCCACUACUUCUUAUCUAAGAUUUAUCCCUUCUUUCUACUGGAAACCUCAUUUGCAAGAAACAUUCCCUAGUCUUUCAUGUACAUAGAUGGAAAUACUCCUACUGUUUAGCAAGUGACCUGUAAGCAUAGUUUUGUUUUUGCUUUUCUGGGUUACAUCUUUCGAUGUGUCAAAGGACUUUUGCCAUCGCCUCCUCCUCUAUCCUUCCCCCACCCUUGUUUUUAUCAUAGCCUCAAUUGACUCUCUUUCUCUCUC